AUGCAGGGCUUCAAUAUGGGCCGGUACAUCCCGCCCGACCAAGAAGGCCUCACAACAGCCAACAAGCUCGCAAACAAACACCCGCUGGGAUCCCGCGCGCGGCACCUCCACACAAAAGGCGCCCUAAUCGUGCGCUUCGAAAUGCCCUUCGCAGUCUGGUGCACGACCUGCAAGCCCGAGAACAUCAUCGGCCAGGGCGUGCGCUUCAACGCCGAGAAGAAGAAAGUGGGCAACUACUACUCCACCCCGAUCUACAGCUUCCGCAUGAAACAUACAGUUUGCGGCGGGUGGAUUGAGAUUCGGACGGAUCCGAAGAAUACGGCGAUUGAGGGGAAGGUCGAGGAUAAGAGGGUUGUUGACCAGGCGCGGGCGAGGAUAUUGGAGUUGCAGGAGAGGCAGCAGAGGGAUUGGGAGGAUCCGUAUGAGGUGUCGAGGAGGUUGCGGAGGGGGUUUCGGGCUGAGAGGAAGGGGAUCGAGAGGGAGGAGGCUGUUAAGGAAUCGCUGAAGGAUAAGAUGAGCUUGGGGAUUGAGAUUGUGGAUGAGGUUGAGGAGGAUGCGGUUAGGGCUGGGAUGGUGGAUUUUGAUGAGGCCCCUGUUGCUUCUAUGCGCACGCGGCCUAUGUUUGAGACGGCGUCAUCGUCCCGUCCUGGCGGCGUCGAUGACAAGAAGAGUGGAGGUGCCGGUGGGAAACGCAAAACGGCGGAUCUGGUCGCGGAGCGCAAAGCGUUGUUUCGGAGCGAGUUGGCUGGGAAUACUCGUGCUGUAGUGGAUCCCUUUCUCAAUGGAUCUGGGAACAAUGCGAAUGUCUGGGAACCAGAGGUUAAGAAGAGGAAAGGCGACGGCAAAAAAGUCAAGCAAGGCACUACACGCGACACCGAGGCUCCGGCUGAAAGUACCGAGAGGGAAAUCCGCGAACCGGAAGGUCGAGAAGAAUUGCCAGAUUCGAAGCAACCGGCGUCCCAGGCUCCUGGGCUGGUCGACUAUGGGUCGGACACGGAGUAA
Molecule: messenger RNA, 1002 nt
Organism: Aspergillus mulundensis
Lineage: Eukaryota; Fungi; Ascomycota; Eurotiomycetes; Eurotiales; Aspergillaceae
Product: Saf4/Yju2 family protein
Exons: 3
Coding region: 1-1002 (333 amino acids)
Biological process (GO): mRNA splicing, via spliceosome
Cellular component (GO): post-mRNA release spliceosomal complex; U2-type spliceosomal complex
Source: RefSeq, a predicted model, not a curated record